AUGGCGAGCAACUUUUCACUCUUCACAUCACUGCGGUUCGAUAUUAAACUGAAGCAAGUCCCAUCCAAGGGACUCAAAUACGCGGGAUGGAAUUACCAUAAUGAAUCACCUCUCUACAUGCUCGACUUUCACCGGGAUCGUAUUCUACGAGCUGCCACCCACUGGAAGUGGGACAAGGUGAUUGAAAAGCUGUCUGGGGAUGAAGGCCUUACAAACCUUGCCAAAGCAGCUGAAGAUGCAGUUGGUCCUUCCGAGACUGGGCCAUUUCGACUACGAAUCUUGGUCACGAAAGAAGGCGAGAUUACAUUCCACAAAUUCGACACCCCUGCACUAGAAAUCGGCAACUUCUUUCCAGAAAGUCUUCCUGCGCCAGGAUCAUCUCCCGGCCCGAAUCAACCGCAAGUGCCUCCUCGAUUCACCGUUGUGGUGGAUAAUGUCGACUCAUCGAGGUCGGAGUACACACACUUCAAGACCACUAAUCGAGCAGUGUACGAUGAUGCACGGACGAGAGCCGGUAUCGGUUCCAUCAGCCCUGCUGACCGUGUAGAAGUUUUGAUUGUCAAUGAAGAAGAUAACACCAUCAUGGAGGGCAGCACUACAACGCCAUACUUUUGGCGUGAUGGACGAUGGGUUACGCCCCCGGUGUCUGCCAAAUAUAGCAGUCAAGACGGUAGCGGUGGUAAUGACGGCACCUCGCGACGGUGGGCAUUGGAGCGGGGAUUGGCGGUUGAACAGGAAAUCAAGACUGGCCAACUUGUCGACGGAGAAGAAUGCUACAUCAGCAACGGCGUCAGCGGAUUCAGGGCAGGCUGCAUCAAGCUAUAG
Molecule: messenger RNA, 825 nt
Organism: Pochonia chlamydosporia 170
Lineage: Eukaryota; Fungi; Ascomycota; Sordariomycetes; Hypocreales; Clavicipitaceae
Product: aminotransferase, class IV
Exons: 2
Coding region: 1-825 (274 amino acids)
Molecular function (GO): catalytic activity
Source: RefSeq, a predicted model, not a curated record